Messenger RNA from Arachis duranensis, 1530 nucleotides. RefSeq names its product protein SAWADEE HOMEODOMAIN HOMOLOG 2. Gene Ontology annotation, molecular function: DNA binding; chromatin binding. Bases 401 to 1465 code for a protein of 354 amino acids. The transcript has 10 exons. Lineage: Eukaryota; Viridiplantae; Streptophyta; Magnoliopsida; Fabales; Fabaceae. The record is from RefSeq and is a predicted model, not a curated record.
CGUGUAAUUGGUUUCUGUAAUUCAUGACGCCGGGGAUUAUCGAUCAACGACGACCCCGGCCUUCCACUAUUCGCAAAUCGCAGUACGUAGAAAGUUCUCAACUUUCUCGGAAUCCAAACACCUAACUUCUCGCAUUCUCACACUCUCUCCCUGCCCGGGAUUCCCCUUUACGCUUCGGAGAUGGGUCGCCCACCCAGUAAUGGAGUCCCCGCCUUCCGCUUCACUCCCACCGAGCUAGUCAGCUAGUGCCUGAACUUGGUUUGCCACCUCAUUGCUUAAUGAGACUGAUGCAGGAUACUGAGUCGUGUAUUGUUUUAAUGGUUAGCUUUCAAGCCUAAUAUAUUGUAAGCUUUCACAACAUUUUGAACUAACCUUCUCUCCAAUCACACAGGUGACAGAAAUGGAAACUAUUCUGCAAAAUCACAACUAUGCAAUGCCAGCACGCGAUGUACUUACAGCUCUUGCAGAGAAGUUCAGUGAAUCACUAGAACGGAAAGGCAAGAUUACAGUGCAGAUGAAACAGGUCUGGAAUUGGUUUCAAAAUAAGCGCUAUGCUAUUAGGGCAAAAUCAAGCAAGACACCUGGAAAGUUAAAUAUCACUCCUAUGCCCCGGGAUGAAUCAACCACAGUAAGGAAUAUACCUCAACUGACAGCUGGUCCAAUUCCUGCUACAUCAGGUUCAGUUCCAACACCAGGAAAGGUAACUCCAGAAAAUUCAGUUAUGGAGUUUGAAGCUAAAUCUGGAAGGGAUGGAGCAUGGUAUGAUGUGGCUAGCUUUCUAUCACACAGAUAUCUGGAGACAAGUGAUCCGGAAGUGCUGGUACGGUUUUCUGGUUUUGGAUCUGAGGAAGAUGAGUGGAUUAAUAUCCAAAGAAAUGUCAGGCCACGUUCCUUGCCAUGUGAAUCAUCAGAAUGUGUUGCAGUCCUCCCGGGGGAUCUCAUUCUUUGUUUUCAGGAAGGUAAAGAGCAAGCCCUUUACUUUGAUGCCCAUGUGCUUGAUGCUCAAAGACGGAGGCAUGAUGUAAGAGGCUGUCGAUGUAGAUUUUUGGUUCGAUAUGAUCAUGAUCAGUCAGAGGAAAUUGUCCCGCUCAGAAAGGUCUGUCGCAGACCUGAAACCGAUUACAGAUUACAGCAACUUCAUGCUGCAAAUGAAGCCGGAGCUACGGAUCAGCAAAAGAUUGCCACAAAACCAGUAAAUGCGCAUGGUAUCAGGGUUACUAGUUCUUCUGAAACGCUGCCACGGCAGCAGAAUGCAAACAUCUCUAUGGCACCACCACAUGUUUUGCAAAUGACAGUUUCGGUAGCGCCCCAAAAUCUAGUUGUUGAUCCAAAGAAAACUGAAACGAUUAUUAAUGUUCAGGCAGGAAAUUCGAUUAUUGCCCCAGGCAGUGUUGCACUUACUAGCAGCAUUGCUAUAAGCAGUGUUCCUGAGGUACCUAGUCAAAACAUCUCUGAAGGAAAAUAACUAUUUUUGUGAUUUCAUUUUUUCUAAAUUUUUAAUGAGAUGGUAGUACAUACCUUUAUUAACAA